This is a messenger RNA of Miniopterus natalensis, 2587 nucleotides long. NCBI's taxonomy places the organism in Eukaryota, Metazoa, Chordata, Mammalia, Chiroptera, Miniopteridae. The record is from RefSeq and is a predicted model, not a curated record.
UUGAGCUGGGGCCGGGGGCCCGAGCGCCAUGGGCCAGAGGGCGAGCAGUGGGCGGUUGGUCAGCCCCGGGCCUCACCCCCGCGGGAGAGCUGCCUGGAGUCGGUGGGGGCCGGCCAGACCCGCGGGGAGGCCGGCCCAUGCCCCCUGAACUACGGAUACCAGCCUCACCUUUUCCCCAGAGCCUGGACUCCCCUUAACUGCCGGGGAGAUGUGACCUUUACUCUGGGGGGCUGGUCCAGUAAGCCCCAGCCUUCCCUCAUCCCUGAGGAGCCCCUUGGGCUUUUGACUGACUCUCCCCCCAGGCCAGGCUCUGGAAGCUGGCCCCUGGGACUGGGCCCUGGGCACCUGCACCAGCCCCACCUGUGCCUGGGCUUUGGCCCUUCCCUACAGGGCACUGACCAUGGCCCCACCACUCCUGCUGCUGCUGCUGGCCAGUGGAGCGGCUGCCUGCCCACUGCCCUGCGUCUGCCAGAACCUGUCCGAGUCGCUCAGCACCCUCUGUGCCCACCGAGGCCUGCUGUUUGUGCCGCCCAAUGUGGAUCGGCGUACAGUGGAGCUGCGGCUGGCGGAUAACUUCAUCCAGGCUUUGGGGCCACCAGACUUCCGCAACAUGACGGGGCUGGUGGACCUAACACUGUCCCGCAAUGCCAUCACUCGCAUUGGGGCCCGCGCCUUUGGGGACCUCGAGAGCUUGCGCUCCCUGCACCUGGAUGGCAACAGGCUGGUGGAGCUGGGCACUGGCAGCCUGCGGGGGCCUGUCAACCUGCAGCACCUCAUCCUGAGCGGCAACCAGCUGGGCCGCAUUGCACCAGGGGCCUUUGACGACUUCCUGGACAGCCUGGAGGACCUGGACCUGUCCUACAACAACCUGCGGCAGGUGCCCUGGGCCGGCAUUGGUGCCAUGCCUGCUCUGCACACCCUCAACCUGGACCACAACCUCAUUGAUGCACUGCCUCCAGGCGCCUUUGCCCAACUCGGCCAACUCUCCCGCCUUGACCUCACCUCCAAUCGCCUGGCCACACUGGCACCUGACCCACUCUUCUCCCGGGGGCGCGACUCCGAGGCCUCGCCUGCCCCCUUGGUGCUGAGCUUCAGUGGGAACCCCCUGCACUGCAACUGUGAGCUGCUGUGGCUACGGCGGUUGGCCCGGCCCGACGACCUGGAGACAUGCGCCUCCCCACCAGGCCUGGCUGGCCGCUACUUCUGGGCAGUGCCUGAGGGCGAGUUCUCCUGUGAGCCACCCCUCAUCGCCCGCCACACACAGCGACUCUGGGUGCUGGAGGGCCAGCGGGCCACACUGCGGUGCCGGGCCCUCGGAGACCCUGCGCCCACCAUGCACUGGGUUGGCCCUGAUGACCGGCUGGUAGGCAACUCCUCCCGAGCCCGAGCUUUCCCCAACGGGACCCUGGAGAUUGGGGUGACGGGCUCUGGGGACGCAGGGGACUACACCUGCAUUGCCACCAACCCUGCUGGUGAGGCCACAGCCCAUGUAGAGCUGCGGGUGCUGGCCUUGCCCCAUGGUGGGAACGGCAGUGCUGAAGGGGGCCGCCCUGGGCCCUCGGACAUUGCUGCCUCAGCCCGCACUGCUGCCGAGGGCGAGGGGGCACUAGAGUCUGAGCCAACCGUGCAGGUGACAGAGGUGACUGCCACCUCAGGGUUGGUGAGCUGGGGACCUGGGCGGCCAGCAGACCCCGUGUGGAUGUUCCAAAUCCAGUACAACAGCAGCGAGGAUGAGACCCUCAUCUAUCGGAUCGUCCCAGCCUCCAGCCACCACUUCCUGCUGAAGCACCUAAUCCCUGGUGCCGACUAUGACCUCUGCCUGCUGGCCCUGUCACCUGCCGCUGGGCCUUCCGACCUCACGGCCACCAAGCUGCUGGGCUGUGCCCACUUCUCAACGCUGCCAGCCAUGCCCCUGUGCCACACCCCGCAGGCCCACAUGCUGGGCGGGACCCUGACUGUGGCCGUGGGGGGUGUGCUUGUGGCUGCCUUACUGGUCUUCACUGUGGCCUUGCUGGUUCGGGGCCGGGGGGCUGGAAAUGGCCGUCUUCCCCUCAAGCUCAGCCACGUACAAUCCCAGACCAAUGGAGGCCCCAGCCCCACGCCCAAGACCCACCCGCCGCGGAGCCCCCCACCUCGCCCCCAGCGAAGCUGCUCCCUGGACCUGGGAGACACCAGUGGAUGCUAUGGUUAUGCCAGGCGCCUAGGUGGGGCCUGGGCUCGACGGAGCCAUUCUGUGCACGGGGGACUGCUCGGGGCAGGGUGCCAGGGGAUGGGGGGCAGUGCGGAGCGGUUGGAAGAGAGUGUGGUAUGAUGGGAAGGGAGUCAGCCCAGGGUGGAGGGCACGGGGCAGGCAGUCACCUGGCCUGGGUGGGUCAGCACUGUUGGGAGUCCAUCUCAGUUUUACCCUCGGUACCUCAGGCCCCCUUGUGCUUGGCAGGACAGGGGGCCCUUCCCCUGCUUCUGGCCAACUGACAGGCAUAAGGGGACAGGUCCCUCUGACAGGUGCUCACCGCCACCAAGGCAGGGGCUGCAGCCACCAAGCGGGAGUCUUGUUUUUCUUUAUAAUAAAAUUGUUGGGGACACCUCA